CCGUUACCUUUCUGUAUACCAGCCCUGAGGCUGCUAUGAGUGGCUCAUCGCUGCUGUUUAUGGCUGGAACAAACCCUGUGGAAGAGCAGAGGGCUCGCUGGGAGAGAAAGCGCAGCCGGACAGCCAAGGAGCUGCUGGAAACAGAACACAAAUACCUUGAGCAGCUGGAUUUGGUGGUCACAUUCUUUGUGACAAUUCUGAAGGCCAAAGGGACGCUGAAACCUGCUGUGUUGGAAACCAUAUUUGGACCCCUGGAAUCCAUAUAUUCAGCCAGCCAUGUUCUGUCCCUUCACCUAGAGAAAGGGAAUUUGGGAAUAGGACUGGAAAAUUUCUCUCGAAAUCUGGAGCUUUAUGGCAACUAUGCUGAGAAUUUGGAGCAGGCAAAUAAAACCUUGAAGGAGCAAUUGAGGAAAAAUAAGUCAUUUCGGCGAUUUAAGAAGCUCCAGGAGACACGACCUCAGUUUCAGGGAAGGAAGCUAGAGGAUCUGCUUCCUUUGCCCCUGCAGAGGUUGCACCAGUACAAGCAUUUCCUCAGAGAUCUGCUGGAGAACACCAGCCCAGACAGUGCUGAGUACCAGAAACUCGCAAAGGCUGUGAAAUCUGUUUCUGACGUAUCUCAGUGGGUCCAGGACAUCAUUCGUAAGAGAGAGAACUUGCUGCAGCUACUUCGGGUUCAGAAACUGCUCAAAGGACAGAAGACCCAGGUGUUGUCUCCAGAGCGCUGGUAUAUCCGGGAAGGCUGGCUUUUGGUGGUGCCUUCAAAGGGAGAAGAACUGAAGCGGAGAAUGUUCUUCCUUUUUUCUGAUAUCUUUAUAUCAGCAAAGCCCUGCCAUCCACUCCACCCGCUGAACUCCAACAAACUGGCAUGCCGGGCUGUCUACCCACUUCACCAGUGCGUGGUGGAUAAAGUGUUCGGCCACACGCAGAGCCAGGGAGGGCUCCUCAGUCUUUCCUUUCCACACAAGACAUUGUUGUUGAUGUCCAGUGACCAGCAAGAUAUUAAUGACUGGUAUCAGUGUCUCGCAGCUGCAGUCAGGUAG
This is a messenger RNA of Apaloderma vittatum (bar-tailed trogon), 1040 nucleotides long. It is a transcript of the gene ARHGEF39, whose product is annotated as Rho guanine nucleotide exchange factor (GEF) 39. The record is from RefSeq and is a predicted model, not a curated record. The transcript has 8 exons. NCBI's taxonomy places the organism in Eukaryota, Metazoa, Chordata, Aves, Trogoniformes, Trogonidae. The coding region runs from base 36 to 1040 and encodes 334 amino acids. Gene Ontology annotation, molecular function: guanyl-nucleotide exchange factor activity. Gene Ontology annotation, biological process: positive regulation of cell migration. Gene Ontology annotation, cellular component: plasma membrane.